AAUGCGGUGCGGUGUGGUGCCAGCUGCAGACAAUGUUCAAGUCAUCAAGUCUUCCCCUCCUGAUUGGCUGCUGCAACGCUCGUUAGGCUCGCACAAGUUGCGCACAAGUCAAAAAGUAGCGGGAAAAUGGCGCAGUCCGGUCUUUGCACGAGCAUAUAGCGGCGAGAUGCAAACCAAAAGCGCGAGUGCUUCAUUGAGCCCGAUGAGUGGCGCGCUUCUGCUGCGUCUUCUUUUCGCAAUCCUUUUGGCGGCGCACACGGUCGACUGCUACCGCCUGAGGAAGGCGGACAGAAGAAAAACGGUUCCAGAGGGCUUUAGGCGAGGUAAAAUUGUGUUUGGGAAAGUUCCUCCAGUGCUGCAUGAAGAAGUCGAGAAGGCAAACAGCUCAGUGGAGGAUGAAGCCGCUUAUCAGGCGGAUUCUGCAGGAGGCUGGCCGGUAAACCCUCAGCAGCAGCAGCAGCAGCAGCCACUGCCACAAGCCACAUCCCAGGAGGCCUCGUGGAGACGCAUGAGCUCCCUGCAUUGUGGGGAUCAGCACAUGAAGCUCAGUGUGAAGAGACCGGGGCUGCCCUUCAUGACAGUGCAGCAAGCGCCCAAUGGUCCUCCAUUGCCUCUGCCCCAUGUGCCCAUAAGCUGUGGCUACAAUAUGCAUCGCAAUUCCUUUGGAUUCUUCAUGUAUGUUCCCUACGGUGCUUGUUACACGCAUCAACAGGCUGGAAGUUACGUACUUCCAAUGUAUUGGCAGGGAAUUCCGGUCAUCCUCAUGUGCACCAAGCAGACUCCAAGUGAUGCCCCAAAGGUUACCAGCGCCUCACCCCUAUCUGAUCCAGUGGCACCUGAGGUUCAACAUAUCCCCAUGUGGGCCCCAUUCGCCAAAGAUCCAGUCUCGCCACUGGGCAUUUGGUCACCGGUUGAGCCCCGAAGCCAUCCCCAAUCUCCCAUCAUGAGUCCCAGGUCCCCAAGUGGCCCGCUGAGCCCCGGGGCCCGUUCGCUGCCUCGUAUGCCCAAGUGGCCCUUUGUCCACAAGUGGUCUCCUAUGCCCCAGAGUCCUGGCUCCCACCUUCAUAAGCCUCUGGUGCCUCAGGACCCCUUGUUGAAUCAUGGACCCCACAACCCAUUUGUGCCUCAGUACCCCGUCAUGCCACGCAUGCCCUAUGUGCACAAUCUGCCUCGGCCGUACCAGGGUCCCUCACCCGUGGCCCAGUACCCCUUCUUCAACCCCUCCCUCUGGUCCUUCCCGGGAAAUCAGCCGCCAGUUGUUGUCAACCGGGAGCAAAACGGUCCAGCGAAGCAAGCGGUCGACGCAACCUUUCCCCAUCUUGCUCCUUCUUCUGUUCCUCUGGUGCAGCCAACAACAGCAGCACCAGCGCCGGCCACAACAGCGGCGCCGGCCACAACAGCGGCGCCAGCGCCGGCCACAACGCCAGCACCAGCGCCGGCCACCGACGCUGCUCCGUUAGCAUACAAUCCGUUGUAUCAAUUCCCCCCUGAGCUAAUGCACUACAUCUCCUAUGAGGACUUUCUUGCUGCAAUGUACGGCAAUCCUUGAGAAUAGCUAGCGCAAAUAAAUGGUUCCAAACAA
Messenger RNA from Syngnathus acus (greater pipefish), 1582 nucleotides. Its product is annotated as protein transport protein sec31-like. The coding region runs from base 2 to 1549 and encodes 515 amino acids. The record is from RefSeq and is a predicted model, not a curated record. Lineage: Eukaryota; Metazoa; Chordata; Actinopteri; Syngnathiformes; Syngnathidae. The transcript is spliced from 4 exons.